AGUUUUGCGUUAGUUGCCAUGAAUAGAUUGGUAUAUGGGAGUCCUGCUUUAUCGGACAACGAAACUGUGCUCAUUCGCGAGAGGAACGUGACCCUUUUUGAUGGAUUCGAUGAAAGCAGAUUCCAAGAGGGCGAAAUACUGAUCACUACACAUAGAUUGUUAUGGGGCCGCCCUGAGGCGAUGGCAAGGGGACAGAAGUGCCUCACCUUCAUGUUCGCACAGGUUACUGACGUGGAGGAGGAACCGCCGUACCACUACGAGAGGCAUCGCAAAGUUGUGGUUUACCUGGAUUUUUUCCCUGAUCCUAAUGCUGACAGAGCCAUACCGGAAAGCAUGUUCAACUUCAUCAAGUUGUGCUUCAACGAAGGCUUCAGCAGCGAUGUGAUUGGCAACAUCCAGAGACAAAUGCUAUAUUGGCAAAACUACAUUCCGCCACAAAUCCCAGAUAAUCAGCCCUCAAGCAACCAGUUGCGGCAGAUUGAGCUGCGUACGGGCAUUGUGGGGAUUGAAAGGGGCCUGCAAGCGAAGCAGAGCUUGUUGGAUGGAACUCUAACAUUGGCGUUUAAAGACUUGACCAAACUGAUGUGCAUGGCUGGAGACAUGGUGAGACUGUCUAAGGUGAUUUCCAAAAAAAUAAAGGAUAGGCAGGGCGAUAUUACCGAAGAUGAGACAGUGCGCUUUAAAUCCUACCUCCUAAGUCUAGGUAUAGACGAUCCUGUGACCAGGGACGCAUACAAAUCUAAUAACCAGUACUACAAGGGAUUGGCUAAGGAAAUUUGCGAAUUCAUUAUAACCCAUAUAGAGGAAAUGGGAGGCAUGAUGGCUCUGCCUGAUGUCUAUUGCAGAGUAAACCGAGCCAGAGGACUAGAACUUGUAUCACCUGAAGACGUGUUAAAUGCCUGCAAACUAAUGGAACAAUUGGGUAUGCCGUUGAAGUUGUUCCAGUUCAGCUCCGGAGUGAUGGUGCUUCAACUGUGCAAUUUAGAUGGUGAAAGCAUUGCUGAAGCAACAGCAGUUUUGGUGGAAGACUGCGGUUCUCUUAGUGCAGAGGAACUUUCCCAAAAACUAGGCAUUUCCGUGAUUUUGGCAAAAGAACGCCUCCUAGUUGCGGAAAAGCAUGGGAAAACUUGCCGCGAUGAUGCAAUAGAAGGUCUAAGAUUCUACCCCAAUCUGUUUCUAACUAAGGAUCAGUAAACUUUGUUGAAAAUUGUAUCUAUAAUUAUUACCAUACAUGUUUAACAUUAGAUAAGUUCUAUAUAUAAGUUUUUACAAACUUC
Dendroctonus ponderosae (mountain pine beetle) is the source of this 1277-nucleotide messenger RNA. RefSeq names its product vacuolar protein-sorting-associated protein 36 (gene Vps36). Gene Ontology annotation, biological process: protein transport to vacuole involved in ubiquitin-dependent protein catabolic process via the multivesicular body sorting pathway. The record is from RefSeq and is a predicted model, not a curated record. Gene Ontology annotation, cellular component: late endosome membrane; ESCRT II complex. NCBI's taxonomy places the organism in Eukaryota, Metazoa, Arthropoda, Insecta, Coleoptera, Curculionidae. The transcript has 4 exons. The coding region runs from base 19 to 1194 and encodes 391 amino acids. Gene Ontology annotation, molecular function: ubiquitin binding; phosphatidylinositol-3-phosphate binding.